CACCCUCUCCCCUUCCAGAGCGGGCCCUGGCGGCUCAGGCGCGGCCGCCGGGGAGGCAGGCAAAGACGCCAGGGCUCUGGCCAGUGUGCUGGGGUCCUCUCGGUGGGGGGUCAGGCCUCCUGGAGCUCAGGGGUCCCCGAGCCUCCCUCCGUGCGUUUGGGGUGGGGCCCUCUGCCGCCGGGCCCGGCUGUAUCCCAGCUCCUUGGCCAGAGGCAGCAGCCGUGGACUUGUGAAUUGUGGAAGAAGCCCUCAGGACCCUGGGGAUCCUAGGAGGAGCCUCGGAGCCAACCCCUGAGGGACCCUCUGCAGCCCCUUCCCCUCCUUUGUCUUUGGCAGAUGAUCACCUGAUAUCCUGUCUCCCCCCGGGUCAGACCGCCCACCCCCUCGCUGGAAGGAGUCUGGUUCCUGUCAUCUGGGUACUUGGCUACAGUGCCCCGCCUCUCUGACCCUGUAGACAAGGUGAGCGUCUCCCCGAGGGGCCCUUCCCCUCCCCCGCGGGCGGACGCUGCCAGCGCUUAUGUAAAGAGGUCACGGCCUGCUCCGCCGCCGCCGCCGGGCGCACGCGGCUUCCUGCACAGGUGUGGCGGCUGCGGGCGGGGAUGUGCGUGGAGCAGCCUGGCGGGCCUCCUUCUCCCGGGCGGCUCCGCUUCUCCUUCGCGCUGCUCGUUCCUUCUCCUCGUCUGCAUGUGUGACAGCGGUGUGCGGGCUGGGGAAGGACAGCGCGCCCUGUCCCCAGCUCCCCGCAGCGCUGGGGGGGCUCCCCGCUCCCGGGUGAUGCGCUGUCUGCGCCUCGCCGCCGCGCUCCUCGGGCCUGGCUGUGGCCAGGCGCGGACGCCGCCGGACCGCGCAGUCUGGAGGGACUGUGAAGCGCUGGCCGGCGUCGGGGCCCUUGCCCCGGGGUCGGGCGGGAGCCGGCGGACGGGAGCCAGAUGGAGGCGGCGAGAGGGGGCGCGGAGUAGCGGGCGGCCCCCCGGGCUCGCACCUCCCGCGGCGCCGUGGCGCUCCGCGGGCACUGGGGCGCGGCGGGCGGGGCCCCCGGGGCUGCCAUGGAGGUGCCUAACGUCAAGGACUUCCAGUGGAAGCGCCUGGCGCCGCUGCCCAGCCGCCGGGUCUACUGCUCCCUGCUGGAGACCGGGGGGCAGGUCUAUGCCAUCGGGGGAUGUGACGACAACGGCAUCCCCAUGGACUGCUUUGAGGUCUACUCCCCCGAGGCCGACCAGUGGACCGCCCUGCCCCCCCUGCCCACCGCCCGGGCCGGGGUGGCCGUCACCGCCCUGGGGAAGCGGAUCAUGGUGAUCGGGGGUGUGGGCACCAAUCAGCUGCCCCUGAAGGUCGUGGAGAUGUACAACAUCGAUGAGGGCAAGUGGAAGAAGAGGAGCGUGCUGCGUGAGGCCGCCAUGGGCAUUUCUGUCACGGCCAAAGAUUACCGAGUGUAUGCGGUAGGCGGGAUGGGCCUGGACCUCCGUCCGCACAACCACCUCCAACACUAUGACAUGCUCAAGGACAUGUGGGUGUCACUAGCACCCAUGCCCACCCCGAGAUAUGCUGCCACCUCCUUCCUCCGAGGCUCCAAGAUCUAUGUGCUAGGGGGACGGCAGUCCAAGUAUGCAGUCAACGCCUUUGAGGUUUUUGACAUCGAGACUCGCUCCUGGACCAAGUUCCCCAACAUUCCCUGUAAGCGGGCCUUCUCCAGCUUUGUGACCCUGGAUGACCGCUUGUACAGCCUGGGAGGCCUGAGGCAGGGUCGGCUCUACCGGCAGCCCAAGUUCCUCCGGACGAUGGACGUGUUCGACAUGGAACAAGGGGGAUGGCUGAAGAUGGAACGCUCGUUCUUCCUCAGGAAGCGGCGGGCAGACUUUGUGGCCGGUGCUCUGAGUGGACGGGUCAUAGUGGCCGGAGGACUUGGGAACCAGCCCACUGUCCUGGAGACAGCAGAGGCGCUCCACCCCGGGAGGAACAAGUGGGAGGCCCUCCCCACCAUGCCCACGCCCCGCUGCGCCUGCUCCAGCAUUGUCGUCAAGAACUGCCUCCUGGCUGUGGGGGGCGUCAACCAGGGUCUGAGCGACGCAGUGGAAGCCCUGUGUGUCUCUGACUCCUAGCUCUCAGCACAGCGCCUGUGCCCCGGACCGGAUCAGCCCACUCUCCACAAGAGGAAUGGUCUCGUCAAAGCAGUGUGGGCGACUUCCCAGGAUGCCAGCUCCUGUCAGCAGCUAGUGGGGUCAGGCCCCGGGGUUCUGAGGGACCUCCCUCCGCCUCCAAACCCUACCCAUCCCAGGAAACCAUGCGAAGUCCCAGGGACUCAGCCAGCCUCCAGCUGGAGGCCAGCUGAACUCUGAGGAGAGUCCCCCCUUCCUGCUCAGGCAGAGAAAGACACAGGAGUACUGGCUACCUCCCCUUCCUGUGAGUUCCACCUCCCCCCGUGUCCAGGGUAGGGGGUGGGCAGGGCCGAAGACAGCUGCUAUCACUGUCCUCUCCCCAGCUCUGAACUAGUUUGAGGGUCCCUCGGGAUGGAAAACGGAGAAGGUUCGCAAGGAGUCCCAAACCCCUCGCUUCUCCCUUGGUCUACAUCCCUUCCCCAUUUGGUGGUCAGCCGUGGGCCUGCCCUAGCCCUCGUCCCCUCAGCAAGAAUUGGCCUUGGAGUCAGGUUCACGGGGACUGGUCCAGGUCAGUAGCCUCGGCCAGGAAGGACCCGUGCCUCUCGGGUCCUCGACGGGAAAGUGACGAUGGAGAAGCAGCAGACGCCCAGCCCAGGCUCUGCUUCCCGCUCCUCCCCUCGCUCACUUUCUCCUUCCGCCACCCUCCCCCCUCGCCCUUUUGUCACCCACGGCCCCAGCGCAUUUCUGGGCAAAACCUUCUCAUGUACACUGUGGCAUCCAAAUCCACGAAGGAUGGAUUAACUGCACUCUGGUUAACAGCAGCAGCACAACAAUUAAAAUCUAUAUUCCUA
Molecule: messenger RNA, 2947 nt
Organism: Acinonyx jubatus (cheetah)
Lineage: Eukaryota; Metazoa; Chordata; Mammalia; Carnivora; Felidae
Gene: KLHDC8A
Product: kelch domain containing 8A
Exons: 7
Coding region: 1047-2099 (350 amino acids)
Molecular function (GO): protein binding
Source: RefSeq, a predicted model, not a curated record